Messenger RNA from Lutzomyia longipalpis, 6630 nucleotides. RefSeq lists its product as uncharacterized. Gene Ontology annotation, molecular function: protein binding. The transcript is spliced from 15 exons. The coding region runs from base 890 to 5938 and encodes 1682 amino acids. NCBI's taxonomy places the organism in Eukaryota, Metazoa, Arthropoda, Insecta, Diptera, Psychodidae. The record is from RefSeq and is a predicted model, not a curated record.
UUGUGAAAACCUCGCCGCAGUCGAAAGAAUUUCUUAGAUUUGUCUCGUAAAAAGAAUUUCUUUUUUUUUAUAAUUCAAGUGCGAAGAAAUUGUUCUUUUCUGCUAAGGGUGGAAGGUGGAGGGACAAAAAGACGAAGACGCUAUGUAGCUAUUUGGCAUGAAAAGUUUUCCAACUGCACGGUGUAUAUAAUCUAAAAACUCCCAAAGUGAAAUAUUAAUUGAAAAGUGUAAAUAUAGCAUUGCAUAUACAUAAGUAUAAGUAUGCAAGAUUUAAUGCCAUCCACUUUGCAAUAUCUUGUUCUUCUUCAGUGAAACCUUAAAAAUUAAAAGUUUCUGUUCGGCAUAACUUCGUCCUAAAUUCAGCGAGUGGAAAAUAUUUGAUGAAAAGCUCUGGAACUUCAACGAAAGUUACACACAGAAGAGCUCUUUAGGGUUAAAAUUGAGGGUGUUCUUUUUUUUCCUGUGCGAUGAGUUCUCUCCGAUAGAAAACAUUAAAAUUUUCACCCGAAAACAUUAUUGCACUUUACAGAUUAAAUCAGAAGCAUUUAAAAUUUUGAAUGUGUUGCUGAUGAAGAUGUGUAAUAAACAGAAAGUGAAUUAACUUCCACGAGCUUAUAGUGAAAAUAAAUUGCAGAGAACAGAAUUUUGUGGUAUUCAUCUCAUGAGAAAUCCUCAAAUAAAAUCGCAAUGGUUGGCACCAUGCCAAAACCAUGUAAUAUGUAUGUAAUUCGUGUGAAUGAAGAAAAAUAAAUAAUUGCAUUAAUAAAUACAUAUUUGGAGAGGAAAAUUAUUCAUAAAUUAUUGCAAAAGCAAAUAGAUGUGAAUAUUUCUGUGUCAGAGGAAAUUCGGAAGGAAGUGAAAUUGUGUGGAGAGACGUUGAUGAGCAAAAAUGUCUUCGACAGCCGCAGAAACGAUGUACGACAAGUGGAAUGGAGUGGAAAACAAUUUAAUUAAGUUGCGCCUCAAUAAACCAGAAUCAUGGAACUGGCAAUUGACCACGUCCAAAUCAUCGCCAAACAUUGCAUUUCCUCGUAUUCAGCUCUAUGAUAGAGAAGGUGAACUCCUGGCGGAUACAAAUGAGGCUGAUUGCACCAUUGGGAACAAAUGUCGAAAUAAUAGACCAUCUCCAUCGUCGAGUGGUGGCAGAGAGAAAACACGUCGCGAUAGUUUGAAAAUUUUCAAGACAUCAGCUCUUCCGGAAGUUAUUGCCGAAUCCAAAUUGGAGGACUCACCAAGCGACACACAGUCCCAACAAACUGACACAUUUAACGAGCUUGUGCACCGUGAUUCGCUGAAAAUAUCCCAUGCUCGAUCAAAGAGUCUCCAAGAAGGGAAAAUACAUCACAAGAGUAAACAUGUGUACAUGGAGGAGCCCGAAAACUUUCUCAAUUCUUUUGUGAAUCAAUUGGAGAGGAAUGGGAUCAAUUACAAGAUCAGACGACGAAAUAGCUACGAUGUGAAUACAAAGUUGAUGCGUGAAGACAAUCAGUUGCACGAUGAUGGUGAAAAUUCGCAAGAGGACAAGCAAGGGAAAUACGGGAAAUCAAUAAGUUGUAGCGAUUUAGAGAAAUCGGAAAUGUUGGCAAAUUGCUAUGUGCCAGAUGGUGUAUCGAACAUAUCGCCCAUACACACACCGGAACGGAUGAAUUAUGCGAUAGUAAAAAGUAAGAGCGCCAUAACGAUGCCAUUGGAUGCUAAAGGAUCUGGGUGUAGGGAGAAAAAGAGGUAUCGCCGCACAAAUAGCGUGAACUCCCUUAGAUUCUCCAAAUCAAUUCUCGAGCGAAUUAGCGAAUUCAAGAGGCGCUCCUCAUCCACAGACAGCCAAGAAUUCAACGAAGAAGUGGAGCAGAAGGAUGAGGAGGAGGAUGCUGACGAAGAUAAGCCAAAGUACUUCCUUCGCACAAGUAAAGCAGGGACAUUGUUGGUGUGUGAGGAGAGCUUUCGCAAUCGCCGUGUUCGGAGGCGCGCUCGAAGUUCUUCAAGUAAAAGUAGAGAUAUGGGAUGCGGCGGCGAGUCAACAGCCGUUGAGCCGACAAAACGAUAUAGCCAUGAGAAAAUCACUCAUACCUUCGAAUAUGUCGGCUCUGGCCUUAAUGAGGAGCCAAAAGUUUCCUCUGGUCCGGAAAUCAAUUCAAAAGGCAGAUAUGAGCGAGAGAUAGCCAAUAUCGAUGGGCUAAUUGAAAAAGUAGUCGCUCAGGAGAGGGAGUACAACCUGGAUGCGAAGGAGAUGAAAAUCUCUUCGGCACUGAGGUGUGAACAAGGAAAUACCAUUAAUGGAAGUGAAAAUCAGCAAGUGGGAGGGAAAUUGGAUUAUGGGGACUUGGGUACAAUGCGAAGAAGGAGACGUAGUCGCUCUAGGCGAAAAAGUGCAAAAGAUGAUAAAUUAUGUGAAGAACAACAUGGAAAUCGACACAGAAUACAUCGAAGUGUCAGUGCCGACCCAACAAACUAUCGUACCAGCAUUCAUUCCCACCAAGGGGAGCACUCAUCAUCUGAUGAGAACAAUGACAGAGAUGAAUUGCACCGGAGGAGCCGUCGAUCCCGCAGGAAGCACACAAAGGACGAUGUUCACAGCAGCAGAAGUGGUGAUCAACUUGUGGCACUCAAUGCUGUGGCUGUUCCUGGAAAGGAUCAAAACACGCCAUGCCUUCUCAAUGAACCAUCAGAUCAGGUUUUCUUGCGCCUUGUACGACGGCUAGCAACGUUGCAGCACCCACAGAGUGCGGUGGAAGUGAAUCACACAAAAGUGGAUAAUUUCAUCCCGAAUCAAAAUCAAGGAGGUGAAGUGAAGGAAAAUAACACGAAGAAAUUGAUUAGUGAUACAAAGGAGAUAUGCACGAAGUACGGGAGUGAAUUAAAUAAUAACAUCAGCAAUGAAAGUGCACAUCCCUGUUAUGAGAAAGAAACUAGAGAGAACGAACGACGAUAUAUUGGUGUUAGUGGUAAUGUUGCGAGUAAUGCUAGAGAAGAGAUAUGUGCUGCCAAAUUAAUUAAUUGUGGGAGUGAUAGUGAGGAUACUAACGAAGAGGGCGACAGUGCGAAAGUGAAAAAUAGAUCGUUGUUUUGUGCUGAAAAAGAACCGAGAUAUCCAUAUACUAUGGGAACUAAUGCAUCCCGACAGUCUGGGAAAGGAUUAUCAGGGAGACGGAGUCAGUCGUCAGGCAAUUUGUGCAAUGGAAAACAUCAAACCCCAAAUGGUACUCAAUGUUCCAGGAAUGGCCCCAAAGUGAAUCUUCGUUCUGGAGUUGAGACUCAAAACAACAUUCAGCCCACAACAACCUCAAAUCGACGCUGUGAUGAUAAUAAUUGUUCCAGAAUUAAUUCAACUUCAACAUUACGUAGUGAGGUACAUACAAGGAAUGGGGAAGAUGCAGGCGGUAGUGCAGAAAUUGACCACAUAAUUGGUGUUAGCAUAAAGGACCGUAACAAAUUUUGUGGUAGCCUACCAAACCAUUUGGAUGUGGAUGAUAUUGAACCGGAUACAAAUUUCUCAAAUACACAAAAUAAAUAUGAAGUAGCGACAGCGGGAGUGUUCAAGUGUACAUCAGAGAAUAAUGGCACAAUAGACCGAGCCGAGUACGUGACGGUAGUCCCAAGGAAGCAACCAUAUCCGCCAGUCCAGCAAAAUUCACAACAGUCCGAUCAACAAUAUUCGGGGAAACAAAGCUCUCCAUACAACAGCAGCAGCGGGAAAGGAUCCAUAACAUCGUCGAGUAAUCUAGGCGGUAGUACGUUCAAAGCCAAUGUCGACAAUAAAUUGGACCUGCAGUUGAAAAUGCCGGCGACUCGUGUGAAUUUUGAUCCCAGCUGUGACCAAGGGUAUGGGAGUGAGCGCUCACCCGAAGAUGAGUUGCCACCACCACUAUUCACUGGUUCGGAAGAUGAAAACUUUGAGACGCCUCGGUUGCCUAGUCAUGUGACCUACUGGAGUGAGGAUGGUGCUUUCAAAUUCAGCAAUCUGGGAUAUGAGUUUAUUACCAAAGACUGUACCUUUUCAGUUCAAAUAGCUAAAGGACCUCGUGGCUUGGGUCUCUCAAUUUCGGGUGGGGUGGAAUCUAAUUCAGCCUUCCCUGGUCUAAUUCGCAUCAAAAGACUGUUUCCACACCAAGCAGCUUGGGCCACUGGAAUGCUUCAUCCGGGUGACAUUCUCCUCGAAGCGAAUGGGACACCGCUCACGGGCUUAACCAAUUACGAAGCCCUGGAAGUACUGCGAACUACACCCAACAAUAUAUUGCUAAUUGUGUGUCGCCCCAACGACGAGCAGUACCGUAAAUUGUCCCCGCCAACGGAGCCACCCAGGCCACCCCAGCGAACCAAUCUUUUCCCAACCACUAGUCAACCCUACUGCGAGCCGCUGUCGCCACUCCAAACUAAUUUUAAUGGGGAAUUUGAAAUAAUUUUGGUGAAGCAGCAAGGCUCUUUGGGAUUCACCUUAAGGAAGGAGGACGAAUCCGUUUUAGGACAUUAUGUAAGAGCUCUUGUCCGUGAGCCUGCCACAACAGACGGUCGCAUAAAGCCAGGAGAUAAAAUUAUGGCGGUUAACGAUGUCCCACUGUCGCACAUGACACACGAAGAGGCUGUGAUUUUCCUGAGGCAAGCUGCAGAGACGGUGAAACUUCGACUGUACCGUGAUGUUGCUCAAACUCCUGUAGCUGCCUUAUCGCCCACAAAUCCGGAGAAUAAAGACAUUUCAGAUUCAUUAAAAACGAAAGUUUAUUUAAGACCAGAAGCCAUCAAUUUGUUGAGUGAUUUGGCGCAUAGGAAACAGACACCUUGCGGCGGUGAUUCGAGCGGUUCAUCCAUGAAAUCAAGUGCCACGUCGCCACGGAGGCUUAGACGAUGUGCUAAGAGUAGUUUAUCGGGUUCUCAGACGCAAAGUGAUUGUGGAUCGACCCAUUAUGUUGUGUGCAGUCAACCGACGUCAUCGUCUGUAUAUUCAGAUUCUGAAGCAUCUACCCUGAGUCAGCCAUCCUAUGCCAUCAAUGCCAUGCAUUGUGCAUCGGGGUGCUGCAAUAGUGACACAUACACAAUUCGUGAGGGUGAAUCCGAGUCAGAGGUGGAUUCAAGUGUGCACCCAAUGACCCUCGAGACGGACAUGUCGGCCGAUGAGCGACAGGUGGCGAAUCGACCAAACUUCCUUAACCUUGGUGCUGCAUGUCAGGGUGGAAAUACACCUGUCGUAUCGCGUAAGCCAAUGUUUCAAUUUACAGUUCCAUCCAAUGCAUAUGAGCUCAAUAACCUCGACAAUGAGGUCCUCGAUGCGCCAAUAUAUCACCAAAGCAUACCGUCUUCCAAAGACAAUCCACCGGGCGAUGCUAGUCAAGACUUUACGAGUUUACCAUGUGAAACAUUUCUAGUAGCGUGUAAGACUGAAAGUGACCUUAGAGAUAUCGUCGAAGCGAAUUUCAAUCAUCGAAAUCCCAUUUACCAAUCUGCACAACUGCAAAUGAAUAGGGACGAAGGAGCAACAUCUUCGGAGAACACUGACGAUGGCAUCAAGCAAGACGGAACGAAAAGUUUGCUGAAAUGGAAGGGUGUAAUGUUUUCACCGGAAGGUGAGCAGAAGGAAGAGGAAACACCCGAGGCGGACACAGAAAAUGGCUCCCUGGUCCCAUCUAAUCCCACCGAUCGUGAAAAUCUACUCAAAGGUCUCAAUAGAGAUGGCUACAAGAUGAUCACGGUAGAAUUACACAGAGGUUGGAAUAGUCGCUUGGGAUUUAGUCUCCAGACGGAUAAAGACAACAAGAGAGCCGUCAUCAGUGCAAUUUACAGCGAUAGCGUUGCCGCUAAGGAUGGAAGACUCAGGGUCGGGGACCAAAUUAUUAUGGUAAAUGAUGAGCUUGUCAAUACUACACAAACAUCAGAGAUAAUAGACUUGCUGCGAAUUAUAAGAGGAUCCAUUUGCAUAGUCGUCCAGCGUAAGGAGCAAGAGCGAUAAAAAAGUAAACUUCUUCUAUUAUAAAUAUCCAAUUAAAAAAUAUAAGUACGUGUGUACAACAAAAAAAAGUCUAACAAGAAAUAUCCAAAAAUAAUGCGACUGUUUUUUAUUACAUUUCACACAUAUAUUUUAUGAGAGCAAAUAUUGAGAGAUUGGGUGGUGUGAUUUUAGAGUGACUAUAAUAUAGUGGAAAAUAAAAUACACUGUUUGUAAUAAAUUAAUGAAAAAAGAAAUUAAAAAUCACAUGAAAUUUUCAAUUGAGCACAAAUAAAAAUCACAUGCGCCAAUUUACUCAUUUUAAUUAAUUGUAAAAAAAACAUAUUAUGCACGUACAUGAAGUCCUAUAAAUGUGAUGAUCAUUUCAGAUAUAAAAAAUAUAGAUAAAUAAAAAAACUUUUAUUCCAUAAAUUAUUUAUUUCUGUUCACAGUUUUUUUUUACACCAAAGGAUUUAAAAAAAAUGUUAUGUAAAAUAUUUCAAGCAUGUUAUGCGUGCAAUUUAUAAAUCAUUUGCGAAUGUGAAAAAAAAAAGAAAAAAGAAGCAAUGUGAAAAUCUGAAUGUAUUGUGUUGUUAAAACUUUAGGAUAAUUUCUAGGAAAAAAAAAGGUUGAAAAAAUAGAGUAUAAAUGAAACUUUCUUUUGUAUAAAAAUCCAUUUGAGAUUUAAAUACAUAACAUUGGAUACGUAUGAGAAA